Molecule: messenger RNA, 1677 nt
Organism: Cyclocybe aegerita
Lineage: Eukaryota; Fungi; Basidiomycota; Agaricomycetes; Agaricales; Hemipholiotaceae
Source: the annotation of a GenBank genome assembly
UGGGCGAACCAGUCUUGCGAGCCAGAACCUUUCCACAAACUCUCGCACAAGAACUCCUCGACGCGAUCAUCGACGAAGUAGCCCUUCCGCUAGGCGACAGUAUACCCCAGCAUUUCCCUACAGCCACCGUCAUUGUUACUCUCAAGAACUGCGCUCUAGUUUGCCGCUCCUUCCGCCGUCGCAGCCAAAGACACCUAUUCCACACGAUAGACGUCACCUCGCUCCUCUUUCGUCCAAAAGGCAGCUAUUCUCAUGAUAACAUUCGCCGACAGAGCCCGAAAGCUUGGAAGCGGCUGAACGAAAUUCUCCAGGAGAACCCUCUACUGCCGACGUAUAUCCGCCAGCUCGGGCUGUGGAUCGAUCCAAAAAACUUGCCAUGGAAUAGAGGAGACUUGGAAGAGACGUUCUCAGAUAUCAUGGGAGCUAUUGCGAAUGCAGAAAAACUGUAUAAGCUGGUGCUCUCGUCCGAAGGAAUGGAAAAGCGUUUUGCAGCCAUCGGAGGGCUCCCUGGUCUCCCAGAGCCCAUUAUCACGCGAAUUUGGGACCCGUACGUCGCCCCGUCCGUUAAAUCUGUGGAAUUAAGGUACUGGGCGAUCCCCAUCGACCUCUUCAGCCACUGCAUCCACUUGGAGGAGAUGAAGCUUAAAUCUGUCUAUUUCAUACCAGAUGAUGGUCCAACGGCUGGCUUGACUCCACCAUUGUGUUCCUUAAUCUGCUCCAGUUCUUCCACGGCCGUAGAACAGUUACUGGUUUGCACGACCUCCCCUCUGGGCUCCCUGCAUUUGCUUGAGCUGGACACGGACAGUAGUACCGUUGCACCUCAAUCAUUUUCGAUCGUCGCUACGUCAAAGAAUUCUCUUGAGUAUCUGAGAUUCAAGACCAAAGAACAGGACUGGUGGUGCCUAGGAUUCUGGCACAGGGUGGAUUCCUGUGGCUUGGAGUGGCCUAGCCAGUUGCCAGCGUUGCGGGUGCUAGAUGCCGACAUCGUCUUCAACCCGCCGACACCCGAUCGACCAGACCACUCUAUGAAGGGCAUUUCAACCCUUCUCAAGUCAUGCGGAAACCGACUGGAAGAGCUGAAGCUCACUCUUUAUGUGUCAUUUCACGAACGCAUGUGCCCUCGGAUGCUCGUGGACCGUUUGGACUGGAAGCUUGUCGAAGAUUCCUUGUGCGAUUUACUUGACGCCUCGACUGACAACAGGCUUGCAGUCUCCAUCACUCUCGCUUUCUGUUGGAAUACAGUGGAUCGAGAAGGCACCGGCAUGUGUGUGUGUGAAGACAGGCAAGAGAGAUACCGCGAGGAAGGGGAGCAGGAGCAGGACCUCGGAGAAAGUGAAGAUAACGAACAAGGGGAGGAAGAGCCAGAGAGUGGACGUUCCGACGAAGAAGAAUUGGAGGAAGAAGACGAAAUCCCUGUCCGGUUCAAGAGACUUGAAACGCUUCCUCCUCUCGCGCGAUAUGUCAAACGUCAAAACAUCUCUCCCGCCACCGACGAGCAUAUGUCGGACGAAGAGCUAUUGGCAGAAGGUGCUCGGUCCCGAGACGGAUACAAACGGCUGUGUGGUUUGGUUCUGGAGCAGGUCGUAGACGAAAAUUUCACGAGAGUUCGGGACCGCGUUCAUUUCGACCUCCGCCACUAUUUACAGGUUGUUGAAAUUAAAAAGAUGUAUUGCUAGU